AUGGCUGAGGCUGUUGUUUCAAUUGUCACUGAAGGCCUAAAGCCGCUUGGAGAUUUCAUCGUUCAGGAAGCCAACUUUUUAAGUGGAGUCGGAGAGCAAGUUGAGCUUGCACGAACCGAGCUACGACUGAUGCUGGGCUACCUGAAAGAUGCAGAUGCCAAACAAGGAGAAGACGAAGUGGUACGCGUUUGGGUUGCAACUGUUAGAGAUGCUGCUUAUGAUUUGGAGGAUGUGAUUGAGACUUUUGUCUUGAAAGUGACUUCCAAGAGGAAAGGAAGCAUGACAAUAGUCCUGAAAAGGUGUGCUUGUAUCUUGAGAGAAGGAUUUUAUCUUCAUAAGACUGGGUCUGAAAUUGAGAAGAUUGCAACCAAACUUUCUAAGUUGAGGUCCAGAAUGGAAUGUUAUGAUAUCAAGGCAAUCGGGUCAGGGAGUGAAGGUAGUUCUUCAUCUGUUGAGAGGCAACAUGAUCAGAGGCUAACCUAUGCUCAUUUCAGUGAACGCCAUGUUGUUGGGAUAGAAGGCGAUGUACAGAUAUUGGCUACACAUUUGUUGAAAGAAGAAGAAGAUCAAUUUCACCGAGUAGUUUCCAUUUGGGGGAUGGGCGGUUCAGGAAAGACGACCCUUGCAAGACAAGUUUAUCAUCACAAUAAAGUUAGGCGUCAUUUUGAUUCUUUUGCGUGGGUGUGUGUAUCUCAACAAUAUGAAGGAAGAGCUGUUUUGGAAGAAGUUUUAAUUAAGCUAACUGCUGCUACCAAAGAGCAAAGAGAAGAAAUUGAAAGAAAGAAGAAGGAUGAAAUAGCCGAACUCCUCUAUACUCUCCUCGAAAAUAUGUGUUGUUUGGUGGUCCUUGACGAUGUUUGGAACACUGGUACCUGGAACUCUAUAAAAGCUGGAUUUCCAGUAAACAAGAGAACAAAGAGCUGCAUAUUGCUCACGACACGCAACAAAGAAGUAGCAUUGCAUGUAGAUGAAAAUGGUUUUCUUCAUGAAUCUCGGCCACUAAAUGCUAAUGAAAGCUGGAAAUUGUUCGAGAAUAUAGCUAUCUUUGGAAGGGAUGAUACAGUGGCUGAAAUUUAUGCCAAGAAGGAAGAACUAGGAAAGAAGAUGCUUCAAAAGUGUGGAGGUUUGCCAUUAGCUGUCAUUGUGCUUGCAGAACUUCUAGCUAGAAAAAGAACAGUUGAUGAGUGGUAUAAAGUGUAUAAGAAUGUUGAUGUAUAUAUAAGGAGAGGCACAGACAUUGAACCAGAAUACAAAAAUGAAGGCUAUAAAGGUGCGUCAUGGGUGCUGGCAUUAAGUUAUGAUGACCUACCAUAUCGCCUAAAGUUAUGCUUUCUAUAUUUAGGCCAUUUUCCCGAGGAUUAUGAGAUACCUGUGAAAAGAUUAACUCAAUUAUGGAUGGCAGAAGGUCUUAUAUCUUCAACAUCAACAGACAUGAUUGAAGAUGUAGCAUAUGGUUGCUUAAAUGAGUUGGUAGAAAGGUGUAUGAUUCAAGUUGGAAAAUAUGGUUCAACUAAGAAGAUCAAAACAUGUCGUCUCCAUGAUCUUAUGCGAGACUUAUGCUUGUCAAAGGGAAAAGAGGAUAACUUUUUUGAUAUUGUCAAUUUUGCUUCCACGGCUAACAAGGCAGCACCUAUCGGUAAAGUUCGAAGACGUGCCAUCUAUUUGGACGAAAAGGUUGAUUGUUUAGCCCCCACAAGACAUGAAAGAGAUGGCCAACUCAGAGUUUUGAAGUUUGAAGAGAUGCGUUUUGAAGUAAAGUUGCCCAGUAAUAUUGGGGAUCUUGUCCACUUAAGGUUUUUAAGUCUGAAGAAUAGUGAAAUGAAUCAAUUGCCAUCAUCUGUUGCUAGUUUGGGGUGUUUGCAAACUCUAGAUGUACGAUGUAAAGAUAAGGUGGUGGUGAAAAUACCUAAUGUGUUUUCAAAGAUGGAACAAUUGAGACAUUUAUACAUGCCCUAUAAACACAGCGUAAGUGAGAAGCUGUCAUUGGCUAGUCUUGGCAGUUUGCAGACGUUAGUUCAUAUUUCGAACCAAGACUCUGAUUUCAAAGAACUUGUUCAAUUAAAGAAUCUUAGAAAGCUGUCAGUACAUGUAAGGUCAAGGAAUUCUGAAAUAUUGGAGGAAAUCUCGGAAGCGGCAAUCUUCACAAUUAACCGUGUUCAGUCUCUCUGUGUGGUGUCUACUUCAACGGAUAUAUUAAAAAGUAUAGUAUAUAGAUGUCGUCAUGUAUCCAAGCUGAAAGUAAUGGGGCCAAUUGGAAAUUUACCUGAAGAUCUCCCAACCUAUCCAAACCUCACCAAGCUAACGUUGUGUGGUACAUGUCUCGAGGACACCCAGAUAGAAAUACUAGAGAAGCUGCCAAAAUUACAAACCCUUUGCCUUGGAGAUGGAGCUUUUGGGGCUGGUUGUGAAUUGGUUUGCUCGAGUAAGGGCUUUCCUUCUCUUGAAGUUCUUUACCUUAAUGGUUUGUCCGAAUUAUCCUAUUGGUGGGUGUCCGAAGAAGCCUUGCCUAGCCUGUGCAGAUUGUACAUUGAAAAUUGGAUUACGUUGGUGGAAGUUCCAGAUGGGCUGCAAUAUGUUUCUACCCUUAAGGAAAUAACCAUAAAGUUGAUGCCUGAUACAUUCUGUAGUCGCCUUCAGGAAGGAGGAGAGGAUUUCUACAAGAUCGAACACGUCCCUUCUGUUUUAUUUGAGAGUAUUGUUGCUGAGCAGUGGGACGAAGCUGUAAGGAAACGUAUGCUGCUUGCCGAGAAGAGAAGGGUUGCACUGUAUGUAAAGAAGGCUGCCCUACAAUUCAUUGAUGCUGGCGGGCAUAACUGA
This is a messenger RNA of Prunus armeniaca (apricot), 2817 nucleotides long. The record is from the annotation of a GenBank genome assembly. Lineage: Eukaryota; Viridiplantae; Streptophyta; Magnoliopsida; Rosales; Rosaceae.